CAGGAUGAUGUGAAUCUAAAUUUGGGCAACAUGUUUUUUUUUUUUUUUUUUUUAUAAAACAAAACAAAACAAACAAACAAAAAAAAAAGAAUGUUUUCCCCUUUUCCUUUGUUGUACUCGUAUGUGGAGCACUGAUGAUUCCACGCAGCACGCGUCACACUGUGGACCAAAUUGCUGAGUGCACAAUGCGCCUUUCCAAAGGCGGACAAAAAAAAGAAAAGAAAAAACGGCAAGGCUAUUAAAAGACGGGCAGACGUGACUAUUGUGCGCAAAGACCAGAGGCUCCGCCAUUACUUAUGUAUGCAGCGAGAUGUCUGAUUUAUAGGUAAACUACCGAGAAAGACACGUGCCCUCAAAAAAGACCCCCGCCGCCCCCCUUUUCUCCUUGUAGUGUUGACUGAUAAAAUAAAGGCCCAUAAAAGUAGUUUGCUGAUAAGGCUGCGCACUGUGCGUAAAAUGUGCUGCGUAAAAGUUGCUGGGCGUAAAUAACAACCAAGAAUGUGUGACGUGUGUUUUUGGAUGGUCUCGGCCUUGUAAUUCUUUGGAGAUUUCCUUCUGCAACUGUCCCCCCGCGCCCCCCUCCCCCAAAAGAGAGCCACAAAAGCCACGGCGCGUGUGCUUGUAUAGGGAGCCAUCAGAGCGUCAAAAGAGGAGGGCCCCGGCGCGUGUGCCUCCGUCCGGGAGGGGCUGCGGGGCGCGCACAUUAAUGCAAUAAACCGCCAGUGCAUCUGCUGAGCUAUCUGCACACCCUCCAACGAAAUCCACCAAAAGCAGGGCUCGGCGGGGCCCACCCACCCAUCUCACCCAUCCCACCCUCCACUCCACUGGGAUCACAGAGACGUCUGAUUGGCCGGGGAUGUUGCAACCGGGGGAGGGAGGGGGGCGAGAACAAUAGCAUCAUUCCGCCAUAAAAAGAGUGGAGCUAUGCCUUCCAGACGAAAACAUUUCAGCAACAGAAGGGGCCAUACAGAGGGGAGAUAAAAGUCCCACGAUCGUCAGGUGUUGCCAUACUUGCAACCACCCUGGAUACUCGACACUCCAUCCGCAUCCUCCAAGUGCCUUCCCAUCGCUCCCAGCCAACAUGCCCAAAGGAUUCCUGGUCAAAAGAAACAAGAGGUGUGCACAUGUUUCCUACAGGACUCGGCCGGACCACGAUGACCUCCAGGAGCCCACCCGCCUCACCCAAGCUGCCUUCCCGAGCCUGCACAUCCAGCCGUGCCUGCCGCCGACGUGCGCGGCGCCCAGCCCGGACCGCCCCGCAGCAUCCCCGGAUCUCGCAGCAGCCGACGCGUCGGUGCCAAAAACGGAGAAGCCGGCCCAGUUCGGCAACCCCGAGACGGUGUGCCAAGCCCUGUACAGCCCGACCCGGCCCAUCAGCAAGGAGCAAGACAGGGCGUAUUUCGAACGGAGCUUCAAUCUGGGCUCGCCCGUUUCUGCCGAGUCAUUCCCGACAUCCGCUUCCCUCUCCGGCCUGGACCACCUCCUGUACGCCCCGGUCGACCUGAAGAUCGGCACCAGCAACAGCAGCCGAAGCGGUACGAUCGGCACCGGCACCGGCAGCGGCACCGGCACCGGCAGCGGCACCGGCACCGGCACCGGCGGCGGCGGCGGCGCAGUGGCGGCACCGAGCAACCGGCUCGCCGGCACCAAGAGACCCGCAGCCGACGGCACGGAGCGCAAAGCCAAAGCCGCUCCCAAAAAACCUAAAGCCAUCCGAAAGCUCAACUUCGAAGACGAGAUGACCACCUCCCCCGUGCUGGGGCUGAAAAUCAAAGAGGGUCCGGUGGAGGCGAAGCCCAGUGCGCACGCGUCGGGAUCGGGAGCCGGCAAGCCUCUGGGGGAGUUCGUGUGUCAGCUCUGCAAGGAAGCCUACGCGGACCCCUUCUCGCUGGCCCAGCACAAAUGCUCCCGCAUCGUCCGGGUCGAGUACCGGUGCCCAGAGUGCGACAAGAUGUUCAGCUGCCCCGCCAACCUCGCCUCGCACCGCCGCUGGCACAAGCCCAGGAGCGGCGGCGCCCCGGCGGGACCGCCGCCCUCCAGACCGCCGACCGCGGCUGUCAAAUCCGCCUCCGAAGAAGCCAAAGACGCCAGCGACAGAGACACUGCGAGUCCAAGUCUGUCCGAGUCCGGUUCCGACGAGGGCUCGUACGACUGUCACUUGUGCGGGAAGAGGUUCAAGCGCCAAGCGUACCUAAGAAAACACGUCACGGGUCACCAGGUACUGCAGAAGAAAGUUCUGGAGGAGAGCGGCUUCCCGGCGGAGCAGGUGCCGCUGCCCUCCUGCUCCUCCUGCUCCUCCGCCUCCCCGGAGGACGCCUCGAACCAAAGUCCCCUCAAUCUGAGCCCCGCCGAGCGCCUGCUGUGCCCCGUGUGCGCGGAGAGCUUCACCAGCAGGGCGGCCCACGAGAGGCACCUGCGCCUCGUGCACUCGUCCCAAACGUACCCGUGCAAGUACUGCCCCGCCACCUUGUACAGCUCGCCGGGACUGACCAGGCACAUCAACAAGUGCCACCCCUCGGAGAACCGCCAGGUGAUCCUGCUCCAAAUGCCCGUGCGGCCCGCCUGCUGAACGCAGAACUUGUGCCUUGGAAGACGAGAGCCAACAACAAAAGGAACAUGGCGGGGGCUUCACAACAACAACAAGAAGAAGAAGAAGAAGAAGAAGAAGAAGAAGAAGAAGAAGAAAAGUUCGUCAUUCUUAAGUGACGUCUUUCCCCCCCCCCCACCACCUUGUUGAUUGUUGGGCGCUCCUCUUCGGGUUGAACUCCAAAUAUAGGCCUAUUUUGAGACGCUCUUUUCUCAAAUUAGUUUACGGAGAAGCUUAGUUUUGACUGUUAAAGGGUAUUUUUUCUAGGACAGCACAUGUACUCGAUGAUAGCUUCUAGACCUAAGAAUUGCUCAGAAAUCCGUCAAAGCCUUUUUUUGGUUUUGCUUUGUUUUUUCUUCCCUCCAUUCCAAAUGAUCACUCACUAGCUUUGUUGAUGAAAGACAAAACGAUCACGUUUGUCUUAACAAUGUGUGACUGAGGGAUUCUCUGUUAAGUAGAACCACAAAUGCCUUUAGUGUAGUCCGAAAUCCCGCUGUACAACUGCCUUAAAGAGUCAACAUAUUGUUUUCGUUUUGAAUGCCGGCACAUAUUUUAACGCUAUUAUUAUUAUUAUUAUUAUUAUUAUUACAAUUGAAAAUUGUUGCAAUAUUUUUGGGCAUCACAUGUUUAUUUAUUUAUUUAUUCGAAUGUUUUAUGUAACUUAUUGAUGUGUUUGUGUUCGUGAUUUCCCCUCUCUGUGAAUCGUUCUGGCAGUUUACACGUCGUUUAGCCAAAUUAUUAUUAUUAUUAUUAUUAUUAUUUUGUUCUUGUCUAAUUUAUGAGUUGUGACAAGUGUCGUGGGUCGGGUUCUAAUCAUCGAUAUCCACAACUCUUGUAAAAAGAAGGUGAAGAAAAACAAAAACACGAAGCUCUUAACUUAGAUGCAAUCUUUUUUUAAGGACGUUAUUUUCCUAAAUGUUGGCUUUUAUAGCGCUUUGAUUGUAUGUGUAUACAGCUGUUGUCUAUCGAAAUAAUAAAAAAAUAUUUUCAAAAUGACAA
Phyllopteryx taeniolatus (common seadragon) is the source of this 3586-nucleotide messenger RNA. It is a transcript of the gene insm1b, whose product is annotated as insulinoma-associated 1b. The transcript has a single exon. Gene Ontology annotation, biological process: neuron differentiation; negative regulation of transcription by RNA polymerase II; regulation of cell cycle process. Lineage: Eukaryota; Metazoa; Chordata; Actinopteri; Syngnathiformes; Syngnathidae. The record is from RefSeq and is a predicted model, not a curated record. Gene Ontology annotation, cellular component: nucleus; transcription repressor complex. Gene Ontology annotation, molecular function: RNA polymerase II cis-regulatory region sequence-specific DNA binding; DNA-binding transcription repressor activity, RNA polymerase II-specific. Bases 1082 to 2569 code for a protein of 495 amino acids.